AUGGCGACGGCAGAGAAACUCGGCAAGAUUGCCACGAAUAUUGUCCUGGAAAAGGUCGCGCAGGACAAGCUCAAGGCGGCAGAAGAUGCUUGCCAGCAGAACGAGAAAGCAGAAGAUCCGGCGGCCGCCGGAGCUGGCGUGGAUGUGGAGAGCGAAAGCGGCGGCUUCGACGAUAUGUCCCAUUGGCGAGAGAAGCGAAUGCAACAAAUCAAGGAGGCGCGAAGCAAACAAGACGCGUACAGGCAGCAGGGUCACGGGAAAUACGAAGAAAUCACCGAAGAAGAGUUCCUUCCAUCGGUCACGAAAUCACAGCUGGCGGUCUGCCACUUCUUUAGCCCCUCCUUCGAGAGAUGCAAAGUCAUGGACAAGCACCUCUCGGAACUUGCGCCCCUCCACCUGGAGACGCGCUUCAUCAAGCUGAAUGCUGAAAAGGCACCGUUCUUCACUGACAAACUCCGCGUCCGGUGCUUGCCGUCAGUUGUCUUGUUCAAAGACGGAAUCGCAGUGCACACGGUUGUCGGCUUCACGGAACUGGGGGGCAUCGACGACUUCCGCAGAAGCAAGCUGGAGCGCCUCCUCAUCAAGUACAAGGUCGCUCAGAAACGGCUCGGACGCGAUAUCAGCGACGAAUCAGACGACGACUGGGAAGACAACUGA
Molecule: messenger RNA, 657 nt
Organism: Besnoitia besnoiti
Lineage: Eukaryota; Apicomplexa; Conoidasida; Eucoccidiorida; Sarcocystidae
Product: thioredoxin domain-containing protein
Exons: 7
Coding region: 1-657 (218 amino acids)
Cellular component (GO): cytoplasm
Source: RefSeq, a predicted model, not a curated record